UUCCGGUUUCUCUCCGUGGAGCAGGUCACUCCCUCCGUACUGUCAGCAGCUCUGCGCGGCGCAAACUUGCAGUCACACUGAACUAACUUGACAACUCCUCUCGUCUUCUUGCAGGAUUUUUGUUUUAAAGUCGGUGGUGCGGCCGCUCUUCACCGGGUGGAACUACCGUGUUGUGUUUUAGUUGUAGAGCAGCGGGGGGAAAUGUCCAGCUGAGGAUUGGAAAUCCUGAAAAUCGCAGGGCCUGUGUUUUGUAAUGAUUGAUCAAUGCUUCGAUAAUGGCGCAAAAGGUACAAGUUUUAUAUGACUUCGCUGCUGAGGCUGGAAACAACGAGUUGACAGUGAAAGAAGGAGAGACGCUUACUGUCACCAAUCAGAGUGUUGGAGGCGGCUGGAUUGAAGCACAGAACUCCAGAGGGGAGGUUGGACUGGUGCCAGAAGACUACAUCGAGUUCAGUAAGCAGUUGCCAUCGUUCCCCGGAGCUGCAGCCCCUACUCCAAGUGUAGGACAUGUUGCAACUCCAGACCUGUCCAUCUUUGAUUCCUUCGCUCCCGCAGCAGCACCAGCAGCACCUGCACAAUACCAGGUGGAUGCUGGGGGCUUAAGUCCCCAGCCGGACACCCCCGACACCCCAGUUUCCCCCUACCUUUCGUCCCCCGAUGAGGCUAGUAACGGUAAUGAUCCCUGGUCGGUGUGGAACACGGACCCCUCGGGGGGCUCCAACAAUAACUGGCCGUCCAAUCCGGAGGGCACCCAGACCGGGAAGAGUCCCGCUGACCCCUGGAGCUCCGGAUCACAGGGCCACCCUCAGGCCUACCAGGGCCCAGGAGCGGAGGAUGAUGAGUGGGACGAUGAGUGGGACGACGUGAAGUCCACUGGAGGUUACGCCGAGUCAGAAUCUGGAGAGAGCGGCGCGAUGCAGAGGGGAGGAGCUUCAAUGAAAAUCUCCCUCAACAACAGGUUUCCUGGGUUCUCUAAGCCCGGUCCAGAGCUCUACCUCUUAUGCAAGCAGCUCGCUAAGGGCAAAGAGAAGCUACCAAUCUAUUCAGGAGAAGUUGGUCCGGUGUGGUCUUACCCAGAAACUCAGCUUGACUGUGUGGUGGCUGAUCCCAAGAAAGGCUCAAAGAUGUACGGCCUCAAGAGCUACAUCGAGUACCAAAUCACACCCAACACCACAAACCGACCAGUCAAUCACAGAUACAAGCACUUUGAUUGGCUGUACGAGAGGCUUCUAGACAAAUUUGGGUCAGCCAUCCCCAUCCCGUCUUUACCAGACAAGCAGGUGACGGGGCGAUUUGAGGAAGAGUUUAUUAAGAUGCGUAUGGAGCGGUUGCAGGGCUGGAUGACCAGGAUGUGCAGGCACCCCGUUGUUUCCUGCAGUGACGUAUUCCAGAUUUUCCUCACCUACAAGGAUGAGAAGGACUGGAAGACGGGGAAGAGAAAAGCAGAGAAGGACGAGACGGUGGGAGUGAUGAUCUUCUCCACGAUAGAGGCUGAAGCUGCGGAGCUGGAUCCUGUGGAAGUGGAGCAGAAAUGUGAGCAGUUCAGCAGGUUCACCAAAGCCAUGGAUGACGGGGUGAAGGAAAUCCUCACAGUGGGCAACGAGCACUGGAAGAGAUGUACAGGCCCGUUGCCAAAAGAGUACCAGAGAAUCGGCAAAGCCUUCCAAAACCUCUCCUCUGUCUUCAACAGCAGUGGAUAUCAAGGCGAGUCAACCCUGACUGAUGCCAUGACGGCAGCAGGCAAGACCUAUGAGGAAAUAGCUCAGAUGGUGGCAGAGCAGCCCAAGAAGGACCUCCACUUCGUCAUGGAGACCAACAAUGAAUAUAAGGGUCUUCUCGGAUGCUUCCCUGACACCAUCGGAGUCCAUAAGGCAGCCAUAGAGAAGGUGAAGGAGGGAGACAAGCUUGUGGCUGCCAGUAAAAUUACCGCUCAGGACAAAGUCACGAUGGCUAAACGAGUCAGCACAAUGUCGUACGCAUUACAAGCUGAGAUGAACCACUUCCACAGCAACCGUAUCUAUGACUACAACAGGGUCAUGCAGUUGUACUUGGAAGAGCAAGUCAAGUUUUACGAGACGAUUGCUGCAAAGCUGAGACAAGCACACGGUCAGUUCACGACUAUGUGAAAGCAACAACCUUCAGGCUCGCACUGCAAGAAAAGAAGAUUGAAACCAGCUCAACAUCCAAAAUAUUGUUCCUUGCACUGCGUUCCUUUCCCUCCCUUUAAUUUAAUUUUCACUUCUCUCUCUUUCUUUCGCUCUCACCUCAUCUCUUCCUUUACUGUUUAUGCUAACAGUCUCAGCAUGUGCAGCGGCUGAAAAGGCUUUGACACUUUUUUUCGUUCAGCCAGCAAUGAUAGCCGACCACGACACGCGUGUCACACACACACCCUUUACUCCGUUCAAGGCCUGUGAGACAGGAAGUUGACACCGUUAAUUGCACAAUGCAUUGAGAUUCUCUAAUGUGAUGCAAGUUUCGUACAGCUAUAGGCGCCAACACGCCUGUGCUCACAUGAUAUCUACGUAUUUUAAAGCAAUACUCUGCAGUUUUUCCAUUUUUCCAUGUAGAAAAUUGUUACGGAAAGGUUUUACACAUGUUGUCUGCACGGUGAUGUAGUGAUGCACUUACACCAAAAAACAAACAAUGCUGUCCUCUCCUCAGCAGGACAGCAGGGGGGAUUUCUGAAUGCAUAAUAUUGUCUAUUCCUCAGCCAAUAUUUGAAUUAUUAGUGCUGUUAACAUUUGAGAGUCCUAACAUAUUCGGUAAAAGAAGCGGAGUAUUCCUUUUAUGAAUCUGCCGAGUCUUGGAAGAGCUGUCGAAGACGGUGUGUGUCCUCUGUAUGUCCACUGCUGCCAGUCCCCGAGCCCCCUUUUCAUCCUGCACUUCCUCAAAGAGCUAACAGGAAGCUCCACCUCCUUCCAGUCUUUCCCCUUUGAGGAAAAUAGAAAUGGUUGACUUAGUUGCCCCCCCCAGGCUGCGUACCAUUUCACUGCAGUUUACACAUCAGGAGAGAUG
Molecule: messenger RNA, 3015 nt
Organism: Anarrhichthys ocellatus (wolf-eel)
Lineage: Eukaryota; Metazoa; Chordata; Actinopteri; Perciformes; Anarhichadidae
Gene: snx9b
Product: sorting nexin 9b
Exons: 19
Coding region: 276-2126 (616 amino acids)
Biological process (GO): plasma membrane tubulation; intracellular protein transport; endosomal transport
Cellular component (GO): plasma membrane; cytoplasmic vesicle
Molecular function (GO): phosphatidylinositol binding; protein binding
Source: RefSeq, a predicted model, not a curated record